Molecule: messenger RNA, 12769 nt
Organism: Coregonus sp. 'balchen'
Lineage: Eukaryota; Metazoa; Chordata; Actinopteri; Salmoniformes; Salmonidae
Source: the annotation of a GenBank genome assembly
CCAUGAUAAUUCUCUCUAUUUCCAGCCUUGAAUGAGCCCACCAUUGACUACGGCUUCCAGAGGCUACAGAAGGUCAUCCCCAGACACCCAGGAGAUCCCGAGAGGUUACCUAAGGUAAGUGGCACGCCUCAUAGGACACCAAGGAGUACAGCAUCCCCUGUUGUUACUCCAAAGACCACCCAGACUUCAGACUGCCAAAUAUCUGAGUUUAUAAACCUGAUUUGUUAGAUUUGGAUUAAUUCGUUCCAUUCAAUGUGAACCUGGCCCUAAGAACAGGCUCUGAUGCCAAGGGGCACAUUGUUCUUAUAACUCGUACAAUUGGAAACAGGUGUUCCUGGUCUGGUUGUUUUUAGGUUUGAGGUAGCAACAGCCAUGCAUAUGCAAAGUCACUUAUACAUACAUGUACACAUGAGUGUAUGCAAGGCUCAACACUGCCUUUCAGACACACAUGAUCAAUAUUUGUGCACGCACCCACGCACACACUCAGGCACAGACUCAGGUAGGGCCAAGAACACAAGCAGCCGUCAGGUGUCCUGGGCGGUUUGCCGCCUGGUUAGUAUGAAAAGAUUAUUUUCCCCCUAAAAGGAGCUGCACUAAAUGAGUGAGAUUCUUUUGGGCAGGGAACUGCUGUAAAGGGGGAUAUGAUCAGAUGGGGCCUGACAGUCUAAAGCAGCUGCCAAAUUGAAACCAUUUAUCAAAAUCUGACAUCUGAGAUCCAGUCACCAAAAAAGUAGUUUAUUUGUAAAUUGAUACUAAUAGUGAGCAUAUAUUGUCUGGCCCCUUUGAUGCCCUGAUUUGUGGCAGAGGGAGAAUGUCCCCAUCAGCCUUUAUAUAUUUAUUUAUUCAAAAGAAACUCAAUAUGCAAAUAGAUUUUCCUCCGUCUUCCGUCCAGCCGCGAGCUUUCCCUGCAUUUUAGACAGAAGGAAAUAACAACAAGACUAACACCUUAAAGCUUGCCAUUCAUGAAGUACUUCAUUGCUCUCACCCAAUGUGACUUGUCAGGACAGACUCACACAAUCACUCGGGAACAGUUACGUUGACAUUUCAUCCCUUUGUUAUCCUCUCUCCUUUCCUUUUCUUGUAGGACAGAAAGGUUGGCCAGGAGCGAUAGUAGAAUGUUUGUCUCUUAGGCAGGGAGCAAAGCUCCCCCAAGCUACAUCAAGAGGCUAUAGACACCAAACCUUGGUAUUGGAACCACUUAAAGUCAAAUUGAAUUAUUAUUUUUUUUAACAGGAAGCAACAGAGCAAGUCUAGAAGGGUGGGAAUAAGAGGGAUUCCAUGUAAAUAAUGAUAGGAGGGAAACACUAAGAUAGGAAAACACUGGCCGUCGUUCCUCUAGGCUCCUUUGGUUUUCGUGUUUCCUUUGUAGCCGAUAAACCCCUGUUUAGUUAUUAGAUUAGGAGGUUGGCGGCCACACUUCUCCAACGAGCCGGUCUCAGAGCUGGAACCCUAGCCUCAAUGAGCUGGAACCCUAGCUCCAGUGAUGGACAGACAGACCAGACUGGUGCUAAAGCAUGGCCAACUGGUCACUGAUGACCUCGGAGGCUGGGGCUGGAUCAGGUUCGCCUCUAAUUUCAUUUCCAGUCUGCCUUGGCUGCAAGCGGACACUUCCCUGUCCAGAUCUAUAGAGGAUAUGUGGAACGGGUUCAAGCUCUAGCCUCCCCUCAUUGCUCAGCAUGGGAGGCAGCAGCAUAUUUUUGCGAGCGCCGCUCCAUUCCAGGACCUUUGCAGUAGAAGACCCAGACCCAUUCCCAGGUCACGGCAAGUUUAACGGCCUAUGAAUCCUCUUAAAUAGACACCUGGAUGGUGAUGCAUUCCUUACAUGUGGAGGGCCUAUUUUCCUAAGAUACGGCCAUAAGGGAGGCCUGUUUUGAUACAGAGCAGACAAACAAAUGGAGACUAAGCUAAAAAGUAAACCGAGGUGAAGAGUUUGUGUUAAGGGCAAAAAAAAAUAUGUUCAGGUCUCAUAUGAUCUCGGAGAUUAGAUGUGUUUUCCACCUGUUUGGCCAUUACGUUGGAAUUAACUGCCAGGGUUAGGGGCCAAUUGUAUUUGAAUGCAAUAGUUAGUGCUGGGCUGGAAUAAAAGCCUGCACACCCUGUAGCUUUUCAGUACCUGAGCUGUGAGUGUGCACCCCUGAUCUAGAUGAUGUACUGAAGAGAUCAAUGUCGGGGUAUGGUGUGGAAGCAGUAGCUAGCCAUAGCCUUUCCUGUGUGUUGUAGCUAGGUGGCUAUGGGACGACUGUGCAGAGCCAGGCUAGGGGUGAUUUAUCAUUGUUAAGGGACCUGUCGGAUGGCUUCUUCUCCUGGGUCAGCUGAUCCCUUCUCUCCGGGCACCUCUCGAACCAGGGAGCCAUCCUCCCAUAAUUGAGCCCCUGGAAAGCAAUGGAAGAAAAUACGAAAAAAAUAAAGUGGAAUAUGUCUGGAGACAGACGCAAGGAGGACUGGGGCGUUGGGGGCCAGGGGCAGGGGCUGGGGCUCAGGGGGGUUGGGUUAGGUGAGGUGGGUAAAAGAGAUUCAACUACAUGAAGUAUGAUAAAGGUGCAUUCCAUAACUUUUCCACAUGAAAAUAGCACUUAUUAAAGGAAUGUAUAUCUGUAAUAGUAAAGAAAUUCAAUUCCUUGAGAGAAAUACCUUUUCGUUACUUGUCACUCACCAUUUAAAAAUUACAGUCGAGGAGAAGUGAAAUAGACAGGGUUUCAAGUCGAUAGGUAAUUAAUUGUAAUUUAACUUAUAGAUUUUCUCAAAUUCAAUGAAUCAAUUGGAGAGAAAAAUCCUAAUAUAAAAUGAUCUGCAUUUUUCAACUCAUGAAUCAAAUUGGAAUUCAUUUCCUCAAUCGACCUGACUUGAAGAUGACACUCUUUCAUAUCUCGCUCUUUCAUAUCGUUCUCCUUGUGAGUUAUUCCACCUGGAGCUCUGAAGUACCCUUAAGACAUCCACUCUCUAGAUGUGUGGUCUGUCGCUCCAGAAUGCUGGAUGUGACUUUCCCUCUUGGCCCUGAGACAGACGAGAGUAGAGCAUGGUGGAUGAAAUGAUUUCCCCCUCUGUCUGAGGUCGUAAAACCUGUUUUUCCCCCAGUCUAAGUCAUCAGUGUAGAGGUUUCCAGGAUAGGGGCUGGGAACAGACUCAUCCUACUCUCACAGAAGGAGGGAGUCUCUUGUUGGGCCAACUUCUUAUCCCUUACUGGCAGUAGACCCACUGAGGAUGAAGGAGAGAACACUCCCCCCCCCCCCCCCCCCCCCCCCCCCCCCCCCCUCUCGCUCUCUGUCUGUCUCUCUGUCUCUCUCUCUCGCUGUCUCUCUGUCUCUCUCUCGCUGUCUCUCUCUCUCACUGUCUCUCUCUCUCUCUCUUUGUGUCUGUGCAAAGUGCUUGCAUGCAUGUGCGAGUGUGUGUUUUCUGUAUGCUGAGAGUUUACCAUCACAGACUGUACAUUACUCCUCUAUGGUUAGAAUUCAGUGUAAAACAUUGUACUAGAGUAUUCAGUGCAUUUCCAUGCAAUUUUCACUUUCAGUGAGUCUUUCAACCCUUGCAUAUUCCAUGUUAUACGUUUAUUCAUAUUGCAAAUGGGUAAUUCCAAGAAUCAAGAUAUUACCUUUAUAUUUAAUUUAAGUGACACUCACACUUUAUACUAGUACUAAACCAGCAUUUUACACACCAUGGACACUUCCAUAGUAUCUUCAUCUGCCGAAUCUCUCAGUUCAUUGGCUGAGGUGAAUUAUUGAAUGAGCCGACACGCUGCUUCUAACCCUCCAUCCCUCUUUCCCUCCGUCCAUCUCUGAGAGGAAGUGCGGAGCGGCCUGACCCCCCCCAGAGAUGUGGGCCAGUGAUAAGAGAUUAUGAUGAUAACUGGGAGAUAGUGCAUUACAGUAUUGAUUGUGUUAAAACACCCGCGCUCUGAUUGCCGGCAUUUGCGCUGACAGGAAUCCAAUGGCGCUGUCUCUCCGCGCCACUAAAGGGAGGGGUGUGUGUGCAUGUGUGUGUGGGUAUAUGGGUGUAGGGAGGGUGAGUUUGUAUGUGGAUAUGUGUGUAUGUGUGUGUGUGGUAUGGUUCACGGCAAGGCAGUGCAUCGCCCAUAUCUCACCUCCACACACACAUGCUUCACACCCCCACCCCAACAGCUACAGUAUCAGGCCCAGGCAUAGAUAACCCUCACUGUUAUGUCGCAAAGUGCUGUGAUGUAUUUCCAAUUGUCCAAGUCAAGUAACAUGAAAUGAAAUGAGGUUCUUACGAGAGACGGCCUGUUCUUCGUUGGUUACCCUUUGUUGUUAUUGUUAAGAGAUAAUUAGCUAAAGCUAGCCAUCAGUGAGCUGAGGAAUUUCUGUACAUAGCGAACAGCUUUACUUAUUCUACGGUAAUACUCUGGAGCAGGAUUUCCCAAACUCGGUCCUGGGGCCCCCCCUGGAUGCACUUUUACCCGGGGGGGGGGGGGGGAGGGGGGGGGAAUCCCUGCUCCGGAGAAUGUACUCCAAAUAGUAUUUUCUUUGCAUUUGUUUGAGAGAUUCUGGUUAGUUAGGGCAGUUGUUCUUAGGAUCAGAAAAUGGCCUCACACUUCAAACAAUUGAACACACAAACACACACACAAACACACACACAACACACACACAAACACACACAACACACAAACACACACACAGAGUAGCACCAGCGAGUAGUAAAGCCUGGAAGGCGUCAUUAACUUGAGAAGGCUGUUGUGUCUGUCAUCGCCUAAUGAAAAUACAAGAAGAGAGACCGACUGUGGCAAACACACACACACCAGUGUGUAGAGGCAGGAAUGUGUGUGUGCUAAUGUUUGUGAGUGCAUGUGCACUAACACGUGUGUGUUUGUGUAUGUGUGUGUCCGUACGUAUUUGUGUUUGAGGCGGCAGGGCGGGAGGGGGUUGCCAAAGUUCCCUGUGGCAGGCAGGGUGUUGCAGCCGCCAAGCCUCAGAGACAUUAACUAACUUCUGUUUUAUAAUGGAGAUUAAUGAAGCGAGCGCAUGCCAGAGGGGAGGAGAGAGGAUGAGAGGGUAAAGGAUGAGAGGAGAAGAGGAGAGGAGGGGUCUGAGACACUCCUCACAGUGGUAGAUAUGUUGGCAGUGCCAGGGUGUGACAGAUUGUGCCCUCUCUCAGUGGAUAGAGGUUUGGGCGUAGGGACUGGGGGUGGGAUAGAGAUUGACAGGAGCUAUAUUGCUUGGUUGCGGUGGGGGUAGCGGUGUGUGUGUGUCUGUGUGACUUUGUGCCUGCAGGAUAGCUGCGGGGUCAGUAGGAGUGUUGGGGUAGGCAGGUGGGUCGGCAUGCUCACCAAGGAGAGGCACAGAGGAAGGGCACAUUGGCAAGGUGGAUCUCAGAUAGAUGUGAAACAUAAUUUGAUCACUCUUUUGUUACUGAGAAAUGGAAACUUUAGUGUAUUUCAGGUUUAAAAAAGCUUCUAAAGUUUGUAAUUUCCGCUUUUUGCCCUAACGAAAAAUGUUAUCAAGCCUUACAAAAAAUGUCCAUUAUUUAUAAUCCACAUAAUAAUUCACCAUUCCUGUUGCUGCAGGAUUAUUUUCCUACUGUAACAAACUGUCUCAAAUUAAGAUCCUACAUCUGUACACACGCACGAAUGCAAACACACAUACACACACACACAAACACACACAUAUGUUCACACAUGGUCUUUAUAAAAAAAAAUGUGCACAUGGUAAAAAAAAAAACUCUACUAAUAUGUUCAUAAAACAAGUGAAUCUAAUUUCCUUUUAAGCAUAUAUUCUGGAGAGAAUAUAUUAAGUAAAAACGCACACACCCCUUCCUCACUGUAACUCAAGUCAGUACGCCUGCCCAUCAGCACGCCUGCCCAUCAGUACGCCUGCCCAUCAGUACGCCUGCCCAUCAGUACGCCUGCCCAUCAGCACGCCUGCCCAUCAGUACGCCUGCCCAUCAGUACGCCUGCCCAUCAGUACGCCUGCCCAUCAGCACGCCUGACCAUCAGCACGCCUGCCCAUCAGUACGCCUGCCCAUCAGUACGCCUGCCCAUCAGUACGCCUGCCCAUCUGGGCAGAUGGUUAUUCCUCAGGCUGAUUCGAACUGAAUUAUUUUUCCUGAGGUCAUAUUUUGUCGUGGGAAAUGGGGGACAGAAAGGAAAGCGCAUCCUCCUGGACUCUUACCCUGUCAAACACUGAACACAGGGCCAACAGUGAGGGAAUAUUUAAAUGAUUAAACGACAAGAAAAAAAGUUCUUCCCAGAUACAUGUUCACCACAGCACUGCACAUUUCCUUUGACAGCGUUUUAGGUCAAGUUAAAAUAUAUAUAUUUUUACAACACAAGGAAAAGUCUAGAUGUGUUGUAGGAACCAAUCAGACUCCAGACAAGCAGACAGAGGCCCCUCCUCGUUGUAAUACCCCAGAGACCUCCAGCAGAGGCUCCCACAACACCAGCUCUCAUCCCCAGAGCCCUGGAAACAACAACCAACCCAGCCCUCCCCACCUCACUCACUCCUCCUCUCCUCUCCUCUCCUCUCCUCUCCUCUCCUCUCCUCUCCUCUCCUCUCCUCUCCUCUCCUCUCCUCUCCUCUCCUCUCCUCUCCUCUCCUCUCCUCUCCUCUGCUCUCUCAUUCCUCCAGUUAAAAGGCACAGGGCCAUGUGUGAAUGUGUGAGUGUUUGUCCCCCCAUUUAGCCCAGGCGAGUGUCAGCAGACCCUAUUUAUCUAUCUAUCAGGCCUGUUAUUGUUAUUAAGAGCCAUUGCCACAGCGACCCACUGGGCUGCCGGGGAGAGAUUGGACGCUUCCUCCUCUGGGUGGUGGGAAAACAGCCCGGGGGCAAUGGAGGAGGUGGGGGAGGUGGGGGAUGGAUGAUGGAGGGAGAGAGAGAGAGAGCAGGAGGGAGGGGUGAAUUAGGCAGGGGAAAUUCAAUAAACAGAUGCAAUGUGGCUCUAAUAAGCUGGGGUCUGAAGUGGCGGAUCGGAAGCACCGAAGGCAGUCUGAAAGUGUUAAUGGGUUCCCACCACCUCAGGCUUCUUCCUUCCCUCUUCCCUCUUCCCUCUUCCCUCCAGGGUGCAUCGGCAGCCAUUUUGAUUAGAGGCCUGGUAAAGAUGCCCUCUGAUCAUGACAGUUUGUUAUUAUGUGGUGCCAUGACAAAAUGUGGGCUCUAACAAAAACGUAAACCCCCUGCAAGCAGAGACAUUAGAGCUUGAGAAGGAAGUGGUUGGCCCCAAUACUUGAGACGUCUAAAUGCUGACUGGGAGAGAGUGUAGUGUGUGUUAGUAAGUGUGCAGCAUGCACGCAUGUGUGUGUGUGUGUGUGUUUGUGAGAGAGAGAAUGGGAGAGUGAAAAUGAGAUGCAGACAGCUGCUUUCUUUGGGUUGUUUAUCACACAUUGGCCUUGCCAUUAAAGCUAAUCUCUGACUUGUACUCUGUAAAACAAUAAUUACAUUUGAAUGCUUUCCCCAUUUUACGACCCCAACUCCCAAAAUCUAUGUCCGACACUUACAGCAACCGAUUUAUAAUUUUCAAACAGAGUUACAGUACAAUAAAAUGAUUUACACUCACUAAACCAAAACAUUCCAGAUUGUUUUACCGGUUACAUGUUACGGUUAAUGUUCUAGGUUUAUACAAGCAGUAAAAUGUUUCUUUACAUUUUUACUAUCAACCAUCAACAAUUUCCAGGAUUCUGAAAUUGUAAUGAGUGUGGAAUCUUUCAUGUAACUCGGUAUCAUACUGUGUUUUUAUUCAAAUGAAUUAUAGUAUACAGUAACGUGAUGUGAUGUCAUUUCAGGAAGUGCUGUUAAAGCGAUCAGCAGACUUAGUAGAAGCCCUGUAUGGAAUGCCCCACAAUAACCAGGUAUGUAAUCAUAUAGAUUUUUAUUGCAGAACUCGUAAUAUGGCUCUCAUUCUUUUAAACAUACCCCUGGCAUUUAUUGAAGUUUUUCCUUUUUGCGAUUUGAACAUUGUGUUUUAGAAUGUCCCUUUUUUAUUUUCUUUGAUUAAUCACAGAUUAAAUUAACAUCACGUUUUAUAUUUAAAGAACAGCCAGGUCACAGGGACCUGGGAGGCCAGGAUAACUACAUCUGUAGUGUCUAGAUGGCAGAAAUAGGCUAAAUGUGCUGACUAGGGAGAAAUAAAGGGUAACAUGGCCCAAAUAAAAGAUAUGAUCAGGUUAAUUUCUGGUCAAAUAAAUAUGCAACACUACAUAUAAAGUCUCUAAACUCACAAUCACCUAUGGUAUUCUCUCCACCUUCCCCCUCUCCCUGUCCCUCCCUCCCCUCAGGAGAUCAUUCUGAAGCGGGCAGCUGACCUGACCGAGGCCCUGUACAGCGUCCCCCGCAGCCACAACCAGCUGCCUUCGCUUAGCGGCUCGGCCGCUCACUCCGGCAUGAUGGGAGUCAACUCCUUCAGCAGCCAGCUGGCCGUCAACAUCUCCGAGGCCUCGCAGGGGGACCAGGGUGAGUGUCACAACCCCCCACCAUGACCCUUCACCGCACGACCCUCACCCUUCACCCUCUGAUCUUCUCACACCUUCUCUGUGUAUUGGUGUCCCCUGUAGAUACGGUAUAUGUUGUAGAUGUAUGCUAGUCCAAUGUUUCUCUUUAACGUAAGCUUCAUGGCUAUCAUCAGUGAAACGUGUGCGUGUGUAUGCUUUUGCAUGCCUCUGUGUGUGUGAGCAUGGACGUGUUUAACUAUACUUGUGGGGACCAACUGGGGACAUUUUGUUAGUCCCCACAAGGUCAAAUGCUAUUUCUAGGGGGUUUAGGGUAAGGGUUAGAAUUAGUGUUAGGGUUAGAAUUAGGGUUAGGGUUAGGUUUAGGUUUAGGUUUAGGGAAUAGUGAAAAUAGGAUUCUGAAUGGGACUGAAUUGUGUGUCCCCACAAGGUUAGUUAUAGAACACUGUGUGUGUGUGUGUGGUAGAGAAGGGGUGUAUGAGAAGGGGAGGUGCUAAUGAGUUAAAAAAUGCAGACGAUGUGGCAUGAAUAAAACAACCAGAGUUUAGACACUGAACACAGCAGCUCGGUCAAGGUUUCAGGGAGCAGAGUGUGUGUGUGUCUCUUUUUUUAGUGUAAGCUUGACAGCACUGUUGCAAGUGUGAAUUCACUAUUUAUACAAUUCCAAAAAUGCAUAAGCAUGUUAUUAUGCAUAUAGUAUAAUGCAAAGCCCUCCACACACGAAGGCACGUAUGCACACACACACACACACACACACACACACAAACACCACUAUCCUAGAGAGGGCUGUUUCCUUUGACAAAGCAGCUUUGUGACUGAUGCACAGGAAAUAGGUCUGAACGUGUGAUGAACAGAUUGGCUCACGUCGGAGCUGAGGAUACAGGCAGAAAGAGGAAAUGCGAGAGAUAUCUAGAGCUGUUUUCUCUCCCCUGACACCUCAGCAUAGUUCCUUCCUCCCUCCCCUUGUCUGCUUUUCACAUCGACCUACAAGAGAACACCUACAGUAAUCUAUGAAGUCAUGGGAACAGGACUGCAGCCAUCAUGAAGAUACAUCAUUUCAUACUGUAUGUCCAUAAUCAUUGGAACAGUAAAACCCAGAAUCAGACUUUUCCCCCUACUGAAACGCCUCUUUCUGCUCCUAGAAAUUACGUACUAUGAUUAAAACAUUAAUAUAGAGGGCGGCUCAUAUGCCAAGCUUUAUGAAAGGAAUGAGGAAUGUAAUUUACUGAAGCAAUUCCAGACGAGGGUUAUGGAUCUGCUUUACAUCACGUUGUGUGCUAAAUGGAUUAUAUCAUUUCUCCUCUGGCAUUUGUCUUCAAACUUGCAUCCACUCCACUUGUUUUACUUUACGUUUACAGUUUCCUCUGGAGCGAAUAGGGAUACUACCCCGGCCCUUGUGGCGCGUCUUGGUCUCAUUGACCUCCAGAGGCUGACCUCGUCAUUGCGUCAGUCAGCGAUAGCUGGAUAGGGUUACUGACUGCUCCCCCUAGGCUAGUCCUUCAUCUCUCCCCCCAACAGUGGAGUGGAGUUGCCUUAACCCUCUCCCCCCCUCUACCACCCCCCAGCUCUUAGUUGAUUGGCCCUCAUCUAGGAUGUAUUGAAUGCUACCUGAGGCACUAUGGGCUCCUAGCCAUCUGGGGGCUUAGAGACCAGAGAAAAAGGUACAGUGUGCUCUCACUUUCUCUCUCUACUUUUUUCCUUGUCUCUCUCUCUCCCUUCCCUCCCCUCUCUCCCCCUCUCUCUUCUUCUCUUUUCUCUCUAUCUCUCUUCCCACUUCCUGGUUUGAGCCAACACAAUUCCCAGCAGUAGAGCAAUUGAUGGAGCGCUACCCUGGGAUCAGGGAGAGUGCAGGCAAUGGGAAACACAUGUCAGGAACAACAGUGGAGGGAGCGGCAGCAGGGACAAUCCCUCUCAAAAGCCAAACCGUGUCCGAUUCAACUCUUCAAUUCAUUGGGGAAACAUGGAAACUUCACACUAUGGUUCCAUUUUAAAAGGCCCUACUCUUACCAAAUCGAAUGAUCACUUUUGACAUAAUAUUUAUUAACCCUUGUUCUGAUUUGAAGUGUAAAUGGAAUUGUGCUCAAACAAGUAGGGGACAGGGGAAAUGCUGCUUCGGGUGGUUUUAGUUCUGGAAGAGAGCAAUGCAAAUCCUGAAUACUCAAUAUUAGAAUAGUAAGAAUAUGGUCCAUGCUUUUAGAGUUUGUCAAUGGAAUACAAAUGUGAUGUUGUUCAAACUGCACUGUGCUGAUGCCAUUAGAUUAACCAUAGCAUUUCCUCCUUUCGUCCAGGUUACUCCCGUAACUCCAACAGCGUAUCGCCCCGUGGCUACGUGCCCAGCUCCACGCCCCAGCAGUCCAACUAUAACACCAUCACGUCCACCAUGAAUGGCUACGGAGCAGGCAUGACCAACCUGGGGGUGCCAGGCUCACCCAGCUUCCUCAACGGCUCCGCUGCCAACUCCCCCUACGCAAGUAAGUACAGCCUUAUUAGGUCUGAAUGAUCAUUAAUAUAUCUGAUUGCAUCUCAAUGCAUCAGGUCUCAAGGCACGUCACAUUCCGUGGGGGGAUCAUUUGGGUAGUUAUAUGUGGUGGGAUAGCAACACACGGUUUCAUUAGGACAGUAGUAUUCUGAUUCAGUCCAGGAGGGAUGCAGUGUCUGCUAGUUAUUCUCAUACUUCCUGUUUACACAGUGAUUGGUUUAGACCUGGGGCACCAAGUGUGUGGACUCACACCAAUUUAGUAUUGAUCGAUUCAGUAGAGGCAAAGAAACAGAACAUACCAGCAUCCACUGCCGUUCUGGAGGACUGGUGUUGAGGACACCUGCUGUAAGAUCUGCAUCGGAAUUCCUCACACACAUCUCACAGAUGACAUCACAGGGAUUCCUCCUCUCUCCCUCAGUGCUAGAACCCUUCAGUGUCUCUGUCCCUGAUCCUUCCUUCUAAUUAACAUGCUUAGAGUCAUGAUUCCACUCUGAGGUUACAGGUGUUUUAGAACUCUAACUGUCACCCACUGGGACUUUUUGAAUAGCUGAUUGUUUUUGGCUACAGCAUCAGAUAUCAAAGUCUCCCAGAGAUGUGUUUAGAGCGUGGCAGACAAAACAAUGCCAGUGUCUCAGUAGUUGUAGAUUUUAUUUAUUUAUUUUAUUUAUUUAACCUUUAUUUCGAUUCUGGAUACUAAAUUGGAUACUAAACUGAAAGUGGGUUUUGGUCUUGCAUUUGAUGUGGAAGGUUAUGUGUUGUCUACUAAAGGGAAAGGUUGGGUUUGUCUGUCUAUACAAUGCAUUGUAAAAGUCUUAAUCUGCUUUGCCUAUACCUUGUUCCAUCUCCUUCAUUACUUACCGCUACUAACAUUCUAACACCCUCAUAGUAUCAUUCAUGCUUUGGGUCAAACCCAUUAUUUUGGAUUAGUAACACAACAUCUCAACUGUGAUGUUACAGAGCAAGUAUAAGUCAAUAGUCCAAGGAAGAUACAACAAAAUAACUAUUCACAUGUAGGGAUACAUACAGUUUGCAUUUUGCCAUCCAUUUUAGAGUUCCAUUUAGAAUUUUUGUAUUUGUGAGAUAUGGGACUAUAAGCUGCUUCAGGGGUUCAUACUUUACUGGAAUCAUAUUUCUUGUGGUAAUAUGCAAUAACUACAGAAACUAACCAAGCCAGUAUGGGGGAGAAGGGGGUAUCAAAUACACUGUGCUUUAAAUAAAAUUGCUUUAUUAUCACACUCAGCAUUUCAUACAUGAACAUUCUACACAGACUGUACACACAUACACACACAUUUUUUUUUUUUUUUACAUGGAUGGAGGUUGCUGCUAUCCUCAAGAACAAGUAUGAAAAAUGUAUGCACUCACUAACUGUAAGUCGCUCUGGAUAAGAGCGUCUGCUAAAUGACUAAAAUGUCAAAUGUAAACAAGGUAUUGUUGUGUCAAGUCUAAAAUGGGCCUUCAAGUUAUGGAUCAACUUUGCAAAUAUUGUGCACCUUUUACUCCGAGCAAGUUACUCCAGACCUUGACCCUUCUUCAGGCAGGCAUCCAUUCCUCAGCCCCCAUGCAUGCCCUUACUGUACAGCUCAUCUCAGUCCACUCACUCACCAACCUCUGUCUGUCUGUCUGUCUGUCUGUCUGUCUGUCUUCUCCGUUAGGAUCUACCACCUCCCCCUCCUCCUCCUACUCCUCCUCCUCCUCCAUCCCUCUGUUCUCCGGUGGACCCAUAGGCCCUUAUUCAUUCUCUCCUGUCCAUAUGAUCUCUGCAGUCAAACAGAAGAGCGCCUUCGCCCCUGUCGUGCGGCCACAGACCUCCCCGCCCCCCACCUGCACCACCACCAAUGGCAGCAGCCUACAGGGUGAGCAUCCCACCCCUCUCCUGCCUCUCAGUCCCGCCCACUUCUGCCUG